Stylonychia lemnae is the source of this 1755-nucleotide messenger RNA. NCBI's taxonomy places the organism in Eukaryota, Ciliophora, Spirotrichea, Sporadotrichida, Oxytrichidae. The record is from the annotation of a GenBank genome assembly.
AUGGCAGAUUAGCAAAAAUAGCAUUCAUAACUUAACUCAACGCCACAGAAAAACGAGGAAUUCAAAAAACCUCCAGUACCUCCGAAGAAAAAACUAUUUGUUUGCUGCGCAUCCUAAUAAAAUAAGCUGUAGGAUAAGGAUAAACCCAUAGCUGUUGAGACCCCUUAGUAAAAAUCAAUAUUUGAGGCUAUUAACACUGACACUGAUAAGCAAAGACGCCCUGAACCCAGAAAACUCUCUCAUAUUAAAUCUAAUUCACUAAUGAUGUCAAAUGCUCAAUAGGAAUCGCAGGCAUCAAUCAGUAAUAAUUUAGAGAUUGAUCCUAAAUAUAAUUCUCUAACUAAGAGUGAAAAAGUAAAGGAUGAUAAGUAAAAUGGGAGAAUAUCUAUAAGAAGUAAUAACAUCAAAUUCUAGAAUGAGGAUGCAAGGAAAAUAAAAAAUUCUCCAUCAGAUGACGGCUUUUUAUAAGUUGACGAGAUUGCAUGUGACUUGGAUGAAGAUGUAGAUAACGAGCAUUACUCAGAUCGCAAUAUAAAUAAUAGUCAAUUCGUAAACAAGCUUAGAGAUUUUUCAUCCUUUAAUCCCUCGGGAAAUAAAGGAAAGGAGAAGUUCAACUACACAUCCAGUACGCUAAUGGCAUAAAACAAUGCAGACAUAAAAAGAAAAGCCAAAAGAGCUUCCCUAAACGGAACAGAUUAAAAUAUAGUUGGAAAUCAAAAUGCUCAAUUACUAUUGAUAGGAAAAGAUUAAGCUAUCCAUGGCUAUAACUCUACUAGGAAUAAUUAAACUUCAAAAUUUAAUAAUUAGGAUUUUUAAUUCUCCCACGGAAAUAGUCCAGAAUAGCAGCAUCCUGAAAUCUUUGAAUAAAAUAUGAUUAGUCCAGAGGCAUAAGUAAUUGAUGACAAAAACAUAUAUCUAAAAGUGAACGAGAAAUCUCACAGAAAGACAUUUUCAGUUUAAUCGAAUUAAGGAGCUAAAAAGCUUUAAUUAUCACCUCAUUAGCUAAUCAAAGAUUCUACUGCAAUGUCCAGUGCACCUAAAUAUUAAACAAAUUAACUACAGAUUAACUUGAUUAAUAAAUUGGAAUAGAUAUACGUAUCCUAAGCCUCUCAUCGAUCUAUAUCUUCAUCCCAAACAAAUCAAGCCAAUAAAUAGCCCUUUUCUAAUACGCCCUCUUAGCAGCUGAAUUAGAGUAUUUUAGCAAGUAAAUAACUUGAAGAAUCUAAAUUUUUGUCAGUAAAAGAUGAUAAAAUCAAAGAUGUAAACAAUGGAAGCUAGAGGAAUAAUAGCCCACCUGUGUAAAGGAUUCAAGCGGAUUCUCAAGAUUCUUAAAGUAAUUUUUAUUCUGCAAAUAGAUCUACUCAUUCUGAGAAAGCUGGAUAAUCUACAGCUACUGCAAGCCAUCUUUCCUUUAUUUUCAAAAAGCUAGAAAAUAAUGACCAACACAAUGCCAACUCAAAGUACACGUAUGACUGUGGGUACAGAUCCAGUAAUAUUCUCCUCUUUUUAAUGAUAUGUCAUUAGUCCAUAUAAAUUCAAUUUUUCAUGACUCUAUUGCAAGAAAAAGAGGAAGCAAUGAAGCAGUAGAAAUAAAAGUUGAAGUAACUUAGACAUAAAGUCAAAUAAUCUACUUAUAAAUACACCAAAGUUAAUAUGAGACUAAAACAUAUUUGCUAGGAUAAUAUGGAUAUCAUGAAUUUCAUGAACGUAAUGAUGACAUCUAAAUUGCUUUAAGCAAAUAAUUUCAAAGAAUGA